Patella vulgata (common limpet) is the source of this 1948-nucleotide messenger RNA. Its product is annotated as ubiquitin-conjugating enzyme E2 T. The record is from RefSeq and is a predicted model, not a curated record. Gene Ontology annotation, molecular function: NEDD8 transferase activity. The transcript is spliced from 2 exons. NCBI's taxonomy places the organism in Eukaryota, Metazoa, Mollusca, Gastropoda, Patellidae. Bases 331 to 1215 code for a protein of 294 amino acids. Gene Ontology annotation, cellular component: nucleus. Gene Ontology annotation, biological process: protein neddylation.
GCAAUAAAGAAUAAUUUCACAACGAUUGCAAAAUGAUCUAUUAAUAGCCGUGUGUUUGGUUUAUAAACGCUGUGUAUCUGAGUCGGUUAUGAACUAGUAAGAAAUAAUCUAAAGCUAAAUAUCGGGACAACGUUAAUAACAUGAGAAUGUUCCUAGAAGACGAAAUAUGAAAAACACGUUAGAUGUAGGACUCUACUUGGAGACAUAUGAUCGUAACAAUUCGACAUAACGGUUAAAAGUCAAUUCCCCAGGAAAUGAGAGUUGACAAACGAGAAUAGCAUGUAACAUAAUUAACAUAGCAACCGAGAAGUGAAUUUAUUAUCUAACAAAAUGGCGUUAAUAAAGGAAGUAAAGAAAUUGGUUAAAAAUAUCGAGUCCCUGAGCAAUGGCCAGGCUCAUAUACUCGAGAUGGAGGACACAAUGGACGUGAUCAAAAUAGAGAUAAAACCAAGUGAUGGCUUGUACAAAGGGGGCACGUUUAUUUUCAAGAUACGAUUGCAUCCUAAUUUUCCAACCGACGCCCCGAACGUAGUAUGCCUGACCCCAAUUUAUCACCCAAAUAUAGAUACGACAUAUGACGCGGAUAAUGAAUUAGAUGACAGCAAUAUCUGUAUUAAUAUGUUAGAUGACUGGGAGCCUGCUUAUGGCCUAGAUGGCUGUAUUAACGCCAUUCUAUUCUUGUUUUACUACCCGGAAAUAGAGGACUCCCUUUCUCCCUACAUCGACGCAGAGUUAUCUCCGGAGGAAUUUGCCGAAAAUGUUCGAAAGUCAUUACAGGGUGUAAGCAUCGAAGACAUUUUGUUCCCGCGUAACCUGGACGUCGACGACGAAAUACCCAUGGAAACGACAACCAGUGAAGAAACAUCUCAGAAUGUCAAAAAUACCCAGAAUGCAAUUAGCACCGUUAAGCUCAAAGAGCCUGAGAUCGAAGAGUGUAAGAAAACGGAUGACGUAGAAGAAUUUGUAAAGGGCAUUGUUAGAGAUUUUAUAGACAAUGAUGCUGUUGAUGUGAAUAGCAUUGCGCAGGAUUUUAAUGCCAGUGAUUGUCAAAGUAUUUCAUCUAAUUCAUCCUUCUUUACCUAUGGGAUAACACCAUCGACGAUGCAGCGACACCAUAAUUUUAUCUUUCACCAUAAUUCGCCACAGACUAAUUUAUUCUCUAGAUUUUUCUCCAAUUUUUUCCGUUGUUGUAGAUCUGACAACACCAUCAGUUAGCGACUGUAUAAAUUAACAUUGUUAUUGGUGUGAAAUCAAAUAUUGACAUCACGUGUAUGUGGUGUGGUGUGUAUUGUAAUUUAUGAAUGUGUCAUAUUUUUAUUACGAUUGUGUAGAUUUACUGUAAUGAAUGUGUACUGUAGACUGAUGUAUGAAUGAAUAUUCUAAUUUAGGAAUGUAUAGUGUAAUGAAUGCGUACUGUAAUAAAUGCGUAUUUUAAUGAAUGUGUAUUGUUAUGGGUGCAAAUGUAAUGAAUAUGUGCUCUAAUUUAUGAAUGUGUAGACCUAGCUACUGUAAUGAAUUUGUAUUCUAAUUUUUGAUUGUGUUUUCUAAUUUAUGAAUGUGUAGUGCAAUGAGUGUGUAAUGUAAUGACAGGUACUCUAAUUUAUGAAUGUGUAUUCUAAUUUAUGAAUGUGUAGUGUGUGUAAUGUAAUGGUGUAUACUCUAAUCGGAGAUCGUGUAUUCUGAUUUAUGAAUGUUUAACUUAUGAAUGUGUAGAUCUAUUGUAAUGAAUGUGUAAAUCUACUGUAACAAAUGUUUAAAUCCACUGUAAUGAAUGUGCAUUAUAAACGUGCUAUGAGAUUGUUUGAAUUAUGUUAUAGGUGCAUGUGUAAUAUACACUUAUAUAAUAUAAAUAUAUAUUUUGUAAAUAACAAAUUUGUUCCAUGGGGAUGAAUAACUACAGAAUAACUUGUGAUAAUGCAUUUGAUACAAAUAAAACAUGUUAUACGUU